GGGCGCUGCCUGCCCGGUGCGCGGUGCGCGGAUCGCGGUGCGCGGAUCCCGGUGCGCGGCCCGCCAUGAACAGCAUCAAGAGCGUCCCGGCGCGGGUGCUGAACCGCCGCGGCGGGCACAGCCUGGAGGCGGAGCGGGAGCAGUUCGACAAGAACCAGGCCAUCAGCAUCAGCAAAGCCAUAAAUACCCAAGAAGCUCCAGUGAAGGAGAAACAUGCCCGUCGGAUCAUCCUGGGGACUCAUCAUGAGAAAGGAGCCUUCACCUUCUGGUCCUAUGCCAUCGGGUUGCCCCUGCCCAGCAGUGCAAUCCUCAGCUGGAAGUUCUGCCAUGUCCUGCACAAGGUCCUACGUGAUGGCCACCCCAACGUCCUCCAGGACUGCCAGAGGUACCGCAGCAACAUCCGAGAGAUGGGGGACCUGUGGGGCCAUUUGCAUGACAGGUAUGGGCAGCUGGUGAACAUCUACACACGGCUCCUCCUCACCAAGAUCUCCUUCCACAUCAAGCAUCCUGAGUUCCCCGCGGGCCUUGAAGUGUCGGAUGAGGUGCUGGAAAAGACAGCAGGGACAGAUGUGAACAACAUCUUCCAGCUGACUGUUGAGCUGUUUGACUACCUGGACUGCGAGCUGAAGCUGUCAGAGUCAGUUUUCAGGCAGCUCAACACCUCCAUGGCCGUCUCACAGAUGUCAGCCGUGCAGUGCCGCCUGGCCCCCCUCAUCCAGGUCAUCCAGGACUGCAGCCACCUCUACCACUACUCUGUCAAGUUGAUGUUCAAGCUCCACUCCUGUCUGCCAGCUGACACACUGCAGGGACACCGAGACCGUUUCCACGAGCAGUUCCGCAGCCUCAAAAACUUCUUUAAAAAAGCAUCUGACAUGCUGUAUUUCAAGCGGCUCAUCCAGAUCCCCCGGCUGCCAGAGAGCCCCCCGAAUUUCUUGCGGGCAUCUGCGCUGGCCGAGCACGUGAAGCCUGUGGUGGUCAUCCCUGAGGAAGCCCCUGAGGAUGAGGAGCCAGAGAACCUCAUUGAGAUCAGCACAGCUUCCACCAUGGAGCCACAGAUCACCUCAGAUAUAUUUGACCAAACCUUUGGGCCACCCAAUGGCAUUCGGGAUGACAGGGAUGCACAGAUCGAGAGCCUGAAGAGGGAGGUGGACAUGCUCCGGGCAGAGAUGGAGAAGAUCAAACUGGAGGCCCAGCGCUACAUCACCCAGCUGAAGGCACAGGUGAACAGCCUGGAGGGGGAAGUGGAGGAGCAGAGGAAGCAGAAGCAGAAGGCACUGGUGGACAACGAGCAACUACGGGAUGAGCUGGAGAGGCUGCAGAGGGUGAAGCAGGACAGUGACAGGUCCCAGAGGCUCUGUGCUGAAGCAGAAAAGAAAGCCAACGCCACUGAGAUCCGCUACACGAAGCUGAAGGAGAAGCACAGUGAGCUGAUCAACACACACGCUGAGCUCCUGAGGAAGAAUGCUGACACUGCCAAGCAGCUGACGGUCACACAGCAGAGCCAGGAGGAGGUGGCACGUGUCAAGGAGCAGUUGGCCUUCCAGGUGGAGCAGGUCAAGCGAGAGGCUGAGAUGAAGCUGGAGGACCAGAGUGUGCAGCUGGAGCAGAUGAGGCAGGAGCUGGACACCCGUCGGGAGGAGCUGGACCAGGCACAGCGCUCGCUCAGCCACGCCAAGCAGGCAGGUGUGGAGCUCAGUGCCCAGGUGGAGGCCCUGCACGCUGAGAAGGAGGUGCUGAGGAGGUCAGUGAGUGAGAAGGAGUGUGAGCUGCUCUCUGCCCGGGGCCUCGUCGAGGAGAAGGAGCUGCAACUGAGCCAGGAGGCUGACAAAGCCAUGAGGGAGAUCCGGGAGCUGCAGGGCAGGCUCCUGGAAAAGAGCAACCAGGAGCAGAACCUCCAGCAGAAGCUGUUGGAUGAGCAGUUCAGCAUCCUGCAGGAGGCAGUUCGGGAAGCAGAGGACAUCCUCCGGGAUGCUGUGGCCAAGCUGGAUGAUCCACUGCAUGUCCGCUGCACCAGCUCCCCAGAUUACCUGCUCAGCCGGGCUCAGGCAGCUCUGGAGUCCACGGACACCCUGGAGAGCGGGCACGCGCAGUACGUGGCCUCCAUGGCAGAUGCUGCAGGGCUGGUGGGGGCUCUGGCUCUCUUCUCACACCUGACAGCUGACACCAUCCUCAACGGCGGCGCCACGUCCCACCUGGCUCCCACCGACCCCGCUGACCGGCUGAUGGAAACGUGCCGGGAUUGCGGGCAGCAGAGCUUGGACUACCUGGGGAAGCUGAAGGACAAGCAGAGUGUGGGACACGCGGAGCUGAGGGACGUGAGGCGGGCACUGCAGGGGGUCCUGCAGCUGGCCCAGGAACUGAGGCCCAAAAGCCUCGACAUCAAGCAAGAAGAGCUUGGGGACAUGGUUGAGAAGGAGAUGGCCUCCACCUCCAAGGCAAUUGAGGAUGCUGUCAGGAGGAUAGAGGAGAUGAUGAGCCAGGCCAGGAGUGAGAGCUCUGGUGUUAAGCUUGAAGUUAACGAGCGGAUUCUGAACUCCUGCACGGAUCUCAUGAAGGCUAUUAGACUUCUUGUAACAACAUCUACAAACCUACAGAAGGAGAUAGUAGAAAGUGGCCGGGGGGCAGCAACAACUCAGGAGUUUUAUGCCAAGAACUCACGCUGGACUGAAGGGCUGAUCUCUGCCUCCAAGGCCGUGGGCUGGGGAGCCACGCAGCUGGUGGAGUCAGCAGACAGAGUUGUCCUGCACAUGGGCAAAUAUGAAGAGCUGAUUGUCUGCUCCCAUGAGAUUGCUGCCAGCACAGCCCAGCUGGUGGCUGCCUCCAAGGUGAAAGCUGAGAAGAGCAGCAGGAACCUGAGCCGGCUCCAGGAGUGCUCACGGAAUGUCAACGAGAUGGCAGCCAACGUGGUGGCUUCCACCAAGUCUGGGCAAGAACAGAUUGAGGAGAAAGACACCAUGGACUUUUCGGGCAUGUCCCUCAUCAAGCUGAAGAAAGAGGAGAUGGAAACACAGGUGAAGGUGCUGGAGCUGGAGAAGCGUCUGGAGGGCGAGCGGGUGCGUCUGGGGGAGCUGAGGAAGCAGCACUACGGCCUGGCCGGGGCCUGCGACAUGGCGGAGGACGGGGAGGCCAAGCCGGCGGCAGCCCCCAGGAGAAGCAUCCUCAAGAAGCCCCCCCUGGCCCAGAAGCCCGGCCAAGGGGAGGUAGGAUCCCCAAGAGGGGUACAUGGCGGCUUGAUCGAGGCGCCAGCCCGCACCUGCCUCCCGGGGCCAUCUUGUAGAGGUGGCGUUGCCUUCGCGCUGCUGUGCCUUCCCGCACAGGGGUCUCCUCACUGCAAAAACUGGAUGUUUGUUGUGGUUUUUUUAAUAUUUGUUUUUUUCUUUCUUUUUUUUUUUUUUUUUUUUUUCUUCACUUGAUUCCUAUCCACAGGGCUGGGAGGGCUCCUGCUGGCUCCCCUUCUCCUCCUGCCCUGCCAGCUGCCUCUCCCCAAUUUAAUUUAAUUUGAGGGGUUCAUUCGGGUUAAUUUUUUUUUUUUAUUCAACUUUAUCAGCACUAGAAGUUUUCAGUAAAUGUAGCUCUCUACUGUACUGCUUAGACCCUUUCAAAGAACUGUGAAACAUUUUUUUAAAAUAGGAAAAUGUUGGGCUUUCCUUGCAGCCUUUUUUUAAAUUCCCCUUUUUCAGCCUGAGGAAUAAUUUGAUUUUUUUCUUUUUUUUUUUCCAACAAGGGACAAGCCCUCAGCAGCAAGGGACACGUUAGCCUUAGCCAGCCCAAGGAGCAGAACUUUUGUAAGGGAAAAAGCAGUUACCAGCACACACUGGCAAUAAGGACACAAACAACUGGGUUUGUUUUGGGUUUUUUUUCGUUUGUUCGUAUUUUGAUUUUUCCUUUUCUAUUUUUUAUUACUACAGCAAUGCCAAGGGAUCUGUUGCAUUCUGUUUUAUAUUUAAGAUAAUUAGCAGAAUUAAAUCUAACCGUGGCCUAGGGGAGCCAGGGCACAGGGAAUUCUGCAGCAAUAAGGAAUUACUGAUGUGGAGAGACAGGGGGGGGGAGAAGAGAAGGGAAAAAAAAAAAAAUAAACCAAUCCUGUCAGCUGUUUCUUCCCUUGGAGCUGCUACCAUGAUGUAGAUGAUUAAAGAAGCAAUAUUUAAAA
This is a messenger RNA of Calypte anna (Anna's hummingbird), 4150 nucleotides long. It is a transcript of the gene HIP1R, whose product is annotated as huntingtin interacting protein 1 related. The transcript is spliced from 32 exons. Gene Ontology annotation, biological process: endocytosis; actin filament organization; clathrin coat assembly. The record is from RefSeq and is a predicted model, not a curated record. NCBI's taxonomy places the organism in Eukaryota, Metazoa, Chordata, Aves, Apodiformes, Trochilidae. Gene Ontology annotation, molecular function: phosphatidylinositol-3,4-bisphosphate binding; clathrin light chain binding; phosphatidylinositol-3,5-bisphosphate binding. Gene Ontology annotation, cellular component: actin cortical patch; clathrin-coated vesicle. The coding region runs from base 66 to 3413 and encodes 1115 amino acids.